UGCUUGACGUGUAAACAUGGAUGGCAGUAUGAUCAUCAUCAUGCAGAUCCUGGUUGCGCUGUUGGCCCUCCUCAUGGGGCUACUCAUGGUUUCCUUACAGUACAGCCGUCUGAAACAUCGGCCGACAUGUAAUUCAACGCACUGUGGCGCACGAGGCAGAGGAUCAGACCAGAGAAGAGUAGAGCACAGGCAAAACCACGCAAAUGUUCGUGGUGACAGAAACGUGGUGAUCCAGUUGCAUGACAGUGCUACAGCGACUGUUACCAUUCCAGAAGAAGAACGCGAAACCCCAGAUGAUGAGCUGGUUCUUCGACGAACACACAGGAGAGAAAGGCGCUCAGAAGAUGGUACAGAAGAGGUAGAUGAAGUCAUCUACGAAUUCUUCAACAACUCCGAAGGUCGCCAUCUCGCCAACACUGCUCUAUCUUUCACGUAUGAAGGGGCCAUAGUUGAGUCUUCAGAACUAGGCUCUGUUUGGGUUUUAAUAUCGGUCCCAAAUAUACAAACUGCAAAUCUGCUUCAAAAAGAUGCCACAAAUGGCAAGCUUGAGCGUACCAUAAUCCAAAUUCUUCGGCAGUCUGGAAAACCGAUCUUGGUCAAUGGUAAUCUAAAGGUGACCAUAAUCGAGGUGAACAUUCGACCUCUGUCGCGUAGUAAGAAACAUGAAUUCGCAGCUACAAGCAGCCAAAUGGUAACGGCGGUGAGCAAGGUCUCGACGACGAAGCCAGGAGGAAUCCUCGCUGAAAGUUGGCGGACCACAAUGGCUGGAAUCGGCCAGCUCAAGAAGGGUCUCCUUUACAUGAUGUCGGCUAGCGGAGAUGGUCCGGUGGAACAGGACAGCCAAUCCGAUCGAGUGAUGGUGGAAGUGAGGUUCACUACAGACGUAUGCCCGGAAGACACGGGCAUCGCAUCACUGCGUCAUUGCCCGGAUAAAGGUCCCAAAUUUGCUCAGCCCUCUUCUGGAAGCACCGAGUGCCACAAUAUGCCCCCUGCAUGGCAAAGUGGUCCUGACCCGGGUAGGUCACAUCGACCAUCUUUGGACCCACCAGACCAGACACACAACAACCAAACCAAGCCGAGCCACGAGCCAUCUUCAACUACAAAGGAACAGCAACGAGGAGACAACAGCGCGCCAGCGAAGUCACAAGCUAUAACAGUAAAGACAGCUUACACAGCCCACGUAUCGACUCUUGGUCAUGUAUGGUAUAAGUCGCCGGGAUAUGCUGGCCAAGAUUUGCGCGUGGAUCGUACAGUCGUCCGUUAUACUCUGUUCCUGGAAACACUGAUAGAAGAAGGUAGGUGCAUCGUCGCUAAUUCCACCAUCUCAAACAUGCAAUAA
Messenger RNA from Branchiostoma belcheri (Belcher's lancelet), 1339 nucleotides. RefSeq lists its product as uncharacterized. NCBI's taxonomy places the organism in Eukaryota, Metazoa, Chordata, Leptocardii, Amphioxiformes, Branchiostomatidae. The transcript has 5 exons. The record is from RefSeq and is a predicted model, not a curated record. The coding region runs from base 17 to 1339 and encodes 440 amino acids.